Molecule: messenger RNA, 1674 nt
Organism: Lasiosphaeria miniovina
Lineage: Eukaryota; Fungi; Ascomycota; Sordariomycetes; Sordariales; Lasiosphaeriaceae
Exons: 2
Biological process (GO): nucleocytoplasmic transport
Cellular component (GO): nuclear pore
Molecular function (GO): structural constituent of nuclear pore
Source: RefSeq, a predicted model, not a curated record
GGGAGCAACACCACCCAAGCUCCGGCCGGCGGUGGACUCUUUGGCGGCUCAACAUCCCAGCCAGCACAGGUAGGCUCUUUGUUUGGCACAACAGCCUCGCAGCCCCAGACCACAACAUCUUUAUUCGGAGCCACCACAAACACCCAGCCCCAGCAGACCCAGCAGAGUGGAGGCUUGUUUGGAGCGUCGACAGCGCAACCUCAGCAGACGGGCGGGCUCUUUGGUUCUGCUCCUCAACAGCAACAGCAGCAGCAAACAGUCGGUGGAGGUCUAUUUGGAAAUCAGCAAGCCUCUCAACCACAACAGCAAGUAGGCGGUCUUUUUGGAUAUACCACGACACAGCCUCAGCAGCAGCAGGCUGGUGGACUCUUCGGAACCGCUCCUGCACAGCCAGCGCAAACAGGAGGAUUAUUUGGCGCAGCGCCCCAAUCGCAGCCCGCACAACCUGGCAGCCUAUUUGGAACGUCUUCAAUUCAGCAGCAACAACAGCAACAACCCCAAGCAGGAGGAGGACUAUUUGGCAGCUCGACGGCCAACACAGGAGGAAUGUUUGGUCCCGCAGCCGCGGGAGCCUUCGGGCAGGGUGCCAAGCCCCAAGGCUUUGGGCAGGCAAACCAAGGCGUGGGACUGACCAUGGGGCAGUCCGCCAACCAACAACCACAGGUUGUGCCAGGCGUACGCAUAGAUGUGAGCAAUAUUCGCUCGACAACGCGGUUCAAUGACCUGCAGGAGGAUCUUCAGAAGCAGAUCGCCAUGAUCGACGAGGGCAUCCAAAAGUGUAUUAGGGAUAAGGAGGCGGUGGAUGCCUUCCUGCCGGCGCAUGGCGACCAACUGUCAGCCAUCCCGGCCGACGUUAACUUUGUAACUCGAAAAUCCGAAGGAGCAGACGGUGCGCUGUCGGGUGACUUGGCUGCCAUCAACCAACUUCGGGACCUGGUGAAAAAGGACGCAGACAACGCCCGCCUGUCCUUUAAAGCGAUAGACAACCUGCGGUUACCGACACAGUACCAUCAGUCAGGAUUAUGGUCGACCCGCGGCCAACAGGCCGCGACAGGCGCAGGAUCGGCAGACGCUGAUGCCGAGAGCAACUCGGACUUGAUCACCUUUUUCUCUAAGACUUCCGAUGAGAUGGGCGAGAUGAUGAAAAAGUUUGAGAGGAACCUCGGCGAAAUCGAGGUGCAUUUGCAUGGCGUUCAAGGAAACAUGCUCGAGCAGCUGCAACGAGUGGUUGCUCAGUCCAAAAAUGGCAGCCAGGGAGGGUUGGACGAGAGGGUUGUCGAGCUGGCUGCGGUGCUCCGCGAUUUUGAAGAGGGUAUUCUUAAGGUUGCUGGGGUAGUUGGAGGCGUAAAGGAGGGUAUUACAGGAUUGCAACUUAAGGAUUUCAUGGGUUACGGCAUCUGAUAAAUACGGUAGAGCACGGGGGCAAGGACUCGAGGCGAGAGACGAGGCCACCAGGGUAGGAUAUUGGUAGUGAAAUUCUUGUACAAAACAUGUAGGGCCUCAUCUAGUGCCUUAAGAAUACCCCAACGAAUGGUUUGAUUGUAUCCAAGCAUGAGGGCUGCUCCCUUAAUUUAGAUGCAACAGUCUCAUGUUGCGAUGGUACACUCUUCGUUCUUUUCAUCGGAAUGCCCUCAUAAAAAUUGAAAAUGGUAUCUCUGACCCUCUCCGUUGUUG